AUGAGGGGAAAGAGCGAAUGGGCGAGAGAGGAAGGGAGAGAUAUAAUUGUCAGCGAGAGAACAAGAGAGAGAGAAUUGUACAGUAACGUUGGCAGACAGGCUUACAUUUGACCGCAGCUGUUAGGAUCAUCCCAUAGCAAUGGAUUGUCGGAACCAAGGGUGCAGCCAGCCGCCAGACGAGGACAUCAUGGACAUCCCACUGGAUGACCCGGCCGCAAACAAGGCCGCAGCCAAGAUCCAAGCAGGCUUCCGCGGUCACAUGACCAGGAAGAAAAUGAAGGAUGAGAAACCCAGAGAAGAGAAACAACGGGAUCACAAGUAAAAGACAAAGACAGGCCGGCUCCACGAAGACCACACAGUGAUCAGACUGGGGGAACACAAACACAUCACUGCAAUAACCAGAGCUCCUCUCUCCAAGGCAAACCCUGCCCAUGUAAAAGUGACCGUAGAUCUAGGUUUGGAGCUUGUCCCCACAAAACCGAGAACUCCCCCUCUCCUUCUCGUCCCAUAAAGUCAGGAUGGCUGUUCAAUGACACACAAGUGAACCUCACACACAGCAUGACUAUUUAUCAUACCAGUGAAAGCUCUAGUCAGUUUGGAAAUGUACUGUUUUUAAGUGGAAUGUUUCUUUUUGGCUGCAGGUUUGCAACAUAUAGCCUACUACUUUAUUGCUUAAUAUAUUAUAAGCAGAGUACAAUCUGUGAAGAUUGUGAGGUUGUUUUUAUUCUAGCUCUUUGCUAUAGUUAGUCUCAACAUACAAAUGACAACAUGCAUUUUUAUUAUAUGACAGUUCAAUUCAUGACAGUUUCUUUUCUAAUGUGCUUUUCUUUUGCCUGUUAAAUAAAUCUGCAGUCAAGUGCUUGGAUUUGGAUGCUAUUA
Molecule: messenger RNA, 879 nt
Organism: Alosa alosa (allis shad)
Lineage: Eukaryota; Metazoa; Chordata; Actinopteri; Clupeiformes; Clupeidae
Gene: nrgna
Product: neurogranin (protein kinase C substrate, RC3) a
Exons: 3
Coding region: 140-322 (60 amino acids)
Molecular function (GO): calmodulin binding
Source: RefSeq, a predicted model, not a curated record